This is a messenger RNA of Musa acuminata AAA Group (dessert banana), 693 nucleotides long. RefSeq lists its product as uncharacterized. Gene Ontology annotation, cellular component: plasma membrane. Bases 1 to 693 code for a protein of 230 amino acids. The record is from RefSeq and is a predicted model, not a curated record. NCBI's taxonomy places the organism in Eukaryota, Viridiplantae, Streptophyta, Magnoliopsida, Zingiberales, Musaceae. The transcript has 2 exons.
AUGGAGUCUCGGACAAAUAAUCAGGCAAAGGUUGAGCUACUGAUACCCUCCACCCUGACCCCCGACAACGCGGCGGCGGCGCUCACCACGGCGGCCCCCUCCAGCCAGCCGGCCACCCCACCCUCGCGGCAAGGAAACAUGCGGUGCAUCGCCAUCACCGCCGUCGGCCUCAUCGUGCUCGUCGGCCUCGUCGUCCUCGUCUUCUGGCUCGCCCUCCGCCCCAUGCCGCUCGAGUACACCAUCGACGACGCCCACAUCCGCGGCUUCAACAUCACGGCCCACGCGCUCAACGGCGUCUUCGACCUCAGGCUCCGGUCCUACAACCGCAACACCAGGUUCUCGGUGUACUACGACGCCAUGGAGGUUACGGUGUGGUACGGCGAGCAGACGGUGGCCAUCUCCAAGGUCGCCCCGUUCUAUCAGCCCCGUCAUUACGUGCAGACGAUCACCGUGAGCGCAACGGCACAGUCGACGCCGCUGCUACGCCCGGUGGAGAAGAACCUGAGGCACAACGAGUCGGCCGGGGUGGUGGAGCUGGAGGUGAGGGCGAGGGCGAGGAUUAGGUUUGCGGUGGGGGUGGUGAAGAAGCACUAUAAGCUGAAGUCCUACUGCGCGCCGGUGGUCAUGCAUUGCUCUCCGUCGUCGCACUUCGACAGGGUUUACUGUACGAGUGCCACUCUUAUGAGCGUUUGA